Messenger RNA from Aspergillus clavatus NRRL 1, 204 nucleotides. RefSeq lists its product as uncharacterized. NCBI's taxonomy places the organism in Eukaryota, Fungi, Ascomycota, Eurotiomycetes, Eurotiales, Aspergillaceae. The transcript is spliced from 3 exons. Bases 1 to 204 code for a protein of 67 amino acids. The record is from RefSeq and is a predicted model, not a curated record.
AUGCUCUGCGGCCGUGAGAAGUCUGUAGUUGUCCCCGGGAUGUUCAAUACACCCUGUUUCUAUCUCGGAAAGUCCAAGGGUCGUCUCGUUGGGAAGAGGGUCAAUCAUGUUGUUGCUAGUGAUCCUGGAGGCCGUCAGUGUUCCCUCUCAUGGCUCGCCGAUUCUUCUUGGUUCUCGGAUGCAGGGAUCGUGGACGACUUAUAG